AUGGCUUCCUUGUCGUCGACUUCUUCAGCGUGCAGGCAAUGCCUCUCGCGCGUCGCUCUUCCACGCACAAGGCCGUCAAUUCGUCUCUUCUCAGCAUCCACAUCGGCGCAACCAGCCCUGUCAUCGUCAAAGAGAAUCUCAAGAAGUAGAAGACGCUUGUCGACGAGUGCUCCCAGGCCUCAGAUUGCUCAGUUGAGCCGUGACUCGCCUGCUAUCCAACACCGCCCCGAAGACUUUGCUACCGACCGCAGCCGCGAGCUUCUACAACCAGGAAACCUGUUCCACUCUUUCAGCGAUUCGCCCUCUCCCGCCAUUCGCAAACGCGCCGCUUUCAUCAAGCAAAAUGCAUACUGCCCUCAUCCCGACCACUCAGCCACCCGUCAACCAACUAGUCCCGAUGACAUUGAGGUCCGAAAGACGGGCACUAUGCCUCCCGCACACGUCCGUUAUGAAUGCCCGGACUGUGGCAUUCCCGUAGCUUGCUGUGAAGAGCAUUUGGCCGACGACUACGAAGCCCACUUGGCCAUCUGCGAUACCCUCCGUGAGAUCAAUGAGGAUGAUCACGACCUUGUCUCUGGACGCUUCUUCCCUGAGUUCGAAUACCCUGGUCCGCAGAUCGACGAGGCCCAGGUCAAUUUGACCAACUGGGAUACCAUGCUGUACUCGCGCGAGUUCAACGCCAUCAACGACGAGCGCAGUCUCCGCCAAGCUACUCGCCUGCUCACAUACCCUGCCACUGUUGCCAGCGUUCUUCACGAACUGAGCCCUUACAAUGUGCGCAACCGCCUGACUCCAGAGGGUCUCAAGAGUUUCACUGCCCUCCAAUACACAUUACACCCUCCUCGUUCGGGUGCUGGUGACGGAAUCAAGGGCCUGCGUCCCACAGCUCCGCCAGUUCGCUUGUUCUGUAUUGGUGCUCGUGCAGAGUCGUCUUUGCCACGUGAGGUAUGGCAGCAAUUAGCCUGGCUCUUCCCCCGCUCUACCUUCCACCUGAUCUUCAUCGGCCCUGAAAGUAUGGCAAACCGAGACGACGAGUACCCUCUUCCUCCCCGCACCCCUCAGAAUCCCUUUGGUGCCAUUGUCGAAGAUCGCAUCAGUCACCAGUUGAAGGUCACCACAUACGUUGAGUACUUCCACAACUUGCACAACGCCCAAGUCUUUUACCCAUAUGACCCUUACUUUGACGCCUUUGUGCUGUUCCAUCCUGGUCUGGGCCACCCUGCCAGCUCUCACGAAUGGCAAGACACUAUCCGUCCACUAUUGGACACUAAGGUGCCCAUUAUUGCCACGGGCUACACAGAGUACGACAUGAAGCGUGACAUCGAGUGGGUACGCAACACCGUUGGCGACGAGAUGGAUAUUCUGCUCCAGCCAGGCGAGAACCGUUUCCGCAGUCUUCGCUGGGAUCUCAACGACCUCGAUCCUCAAGACGUCAGUGCUGGCAAUUGGGGUGUCUGGGCUUUCAGAGGCAAGAGAUACGAGACUCAAAUGCGCGACUCAUAA
Aureobasidium melanogenum CBS 110374 is the source of this 1503-nucleotide messenger RNA. RefSeq lists its product as uncharacterized. Gene Ontology annotation, cellular component: extrinsic component of mitochondrial inner membrane. The record is from RefSeq and is a predicted model, not a curated record. Lineage: Eukaryota; Fungi; Ascomycota; Dothideomycetes; Dothideales; Saccotheciaceae. The coding region runs from base 1 to 1503 and encodes 500 amino acids. Gene Ontology annotation, biological process: mitochondrial respiratory chain complex IV assembly. The transcript has a single exon.